CAGAAGCCAGCAGUGGGCCGUGUUGGUAGCCAGUAGCUGUCCCGGGUCUGUCCUGGGCCACCCUGGUGGGAUGUGUAGCACCCCCAUCUCUGUGCCCGUCCGAUCUGUUCACUUUCAGCGCUCUAUCACAACACGGAGCUGUCCGGAACCUUCCUCACCAGGUGCGGCCCGAUGUCGCAGUGCCACAUGCUCCAGUACCUGGCCCGGUCCACCUACCCCUGCUGGGGCCACCUGGCCGAAGCCGUGAGGUCUGCGCCCGAGCGACUGCAGUUCACGCGAGGUCUGCAGGAGGUCUGGAGCGUCCACGGGAGGAGCGUGCUGACCGCCUUUGACCUGUCUCCGUUCCCCGUCGUCUGUGACCUGGGUGGCUCUUCCGGGGCUCUCGCUAAGGAGUGUACUGCCUUAUACCCCGAGUGUACAGUCACCGUCUUUGACAUCCCGGAAGUGGUGCAAAUGGUCAAGGAACACUUCUCAUUCCCAGAGGAAGGGCGGAUUCAUUUCCAUGAAGGGGAUUUCUUCAAAGACCGUCUUCCAGAGGCGAAUCUGUUCAUCCUGGCCAGGAUCCUGCAUGACUGGUCGGAUGAAAAGUGCUCCCACCUGCUGCAGAGGGUCUACCACAGCUGCACGCCAGGAGGUGGGAUCCUGGUGGUCGAAAGCCUUUUGGAUGAAGACAGACGGGGUCCCCUGACCACGCUGCUCUACUCCCUGAAUAUGCUCGUGCAGACGGAGGGCCAGGAGAGGACCGCGAGCGAGUACUGCUCACUCAUCUCUUCGGCUGGCUUCGUAGACUUCCAGUUUAAGAAAACGGGGCACACUUAUGACGCCAUCUUAGCCAGAAAGUAACUGCGUCAUGCGUCUGGCUAUUGUCUACCUACCUACUAUCUCAUCCAUCUGUGUUGUAAUUUUCUUCUAUUAUAUCGCUCUGUAGCAUCUAUCAAUAUCCAUCUAUGUAUCAUCUAUAUCUAUCAUUUCUUUCUGUCAUGUAUCACUGUAUAAUCUAUCAAUAUGGGGGCCAGCAGGUGGCGUGUUAGUUAAAUCGCUGGACUCCCACAUGG
Messenger RNA from Tupaia belangeri chinensis (Chinese tree shrew), 1055 nucleotides. It is a transcript of the gene ASMT, whose product is annotated as acetylserotonin O-methyltransferase. Gene Ontology annotation, molecular function: O-methyltransferase activity. The coding region runs from base 172 to 843 and encodes 223 amino acids. Lineage: Eukaryota; Metazoa; Chordata; Mammalia; Scandentia; Tupaiidae. The transcript is spliced from 5 exons. The record is from RefSeq and is a predicted model, not a curated record.